This is a messenger RNA of Aspergillus nidulans FGSC A4, 1350 nucleotides long. Its product is annotated as GTR/RAG family Ras-related GTP-binding protein. Gene Ontology annotation, cellular component: Gtr1-Gtr2 GTPase complex; fungal-type vacuole membrane; endomembrane system. The record is from RefSeq and is a predicted model, not a curated record. The transcript has 6 exons. The coding region runs from base 229 to 1320 and encodes 363 amino acids. Lineage: Eukaryota; Fungi; Ascomycota; Eurotiomycetes; Eurotiales; Aspergillaceae. Gene Ontology annotation, molecular function: GTP binding; GTPase activity.
CUAAAUGGGCUUUGGGAGGCCCUUACAAUUACACUAGACGCUUCGAAUUAUCAGACCUUAACUUUUAUUCUAUUGGUGCCGCCGCCCGCUCAGUACCUUGCAAUCCUGAGCAAGACACUGAUUCUUCCCUUCAUCUUCGGCCCAUCUCAAGGUUCUUCCUGGAAUACAACAUUUCUGUGAACCUGAAUAGCCAUUGAGAUCACCGGCUCCGGUGAUAAAGUGGACAUCAUGGAGGUCGCAACCACAGCUUCAGGACAGGCCACGAGGGUCAAAUCCAACAAGCCUCAUGAUUUCAAGCCUCGUCUUCUACUAAUGGGACUUCGUCGGAGCGGAAAGUCGUCCAUUGCUAGCGUUGUAUUCCAUAAGAUGCCCCCAAACGAAACACUCUUUUUAGAGUCUACCACGCGCAUCCAGAAAGAUUCCGUCCAUUCAUUCAUGGACUUCCAGGUCUGGGACUUCCCAGGUCAGUUUGAAUACCUUGAGUCUUCAUUUGAUCUUGAAGAGAUUUUCGGAAGCCACGGCGCUCUUGUCUGGGUCAUCGAUGCGCAAGAUGACUACCUAGAGUCGGUUACCCGUCUCAACCGGACUAUAUUGGCCGUCCAGCAGUAUUACCCAAAUAUCAACAUCGAGGUGUUCAUCCAUAAAGUAGACGGGCUGUCAGACGAAUUUCGCACAGAUACAUUCCAAGAUAUCGUCCAGCUCAUUUCUGAUGAGCUCAGCGACGCCGGUUACGAAAACGCUCCGGUUCACUACUACUUGACCUCAAUUUACGACUAUUCGGUCUUCGAAGCUUUCAGCAAAGUGAUCCAGAAACUCAUCCCUAACCUGUCUACUCUGGAAAACCUGAUAAACACCUUAUCCAACAAUUGCGGCUUUGAGAAGAGUUAUCUGUUUGACGUCCUGAGCAAGAUUUAUAUUGCCUCUGAUACCCGCCCCGUUGACAUGUCGUGUUACGAGAUGUGCUCGGAUUAUAUCGACGUGAUAGUGGACAUUUCCGAGCUCUACUCCUGGGAUCACCCUGACCGCAAGCCCAAAGGCGAACAAAACCAGGAAGCUGAAAGCCACGUUGCACUUCAUGACGAAACCAUGAUCCAUCUGAUGGAAAUGAACAAGUAUUUAUGCCUUGUCUCCGUCAUCCGUAAUCCGGAGGCCAAGGAAAAGAAGGGCCUGAUUGAUAUGAACUGUCGCACAUUUCAGCAAGCCCUUAACGAUGUGUUUUCUCGAAGCUGGGAGCAGGAUCCGGAAACCGAGCGCAGCCAGGGUCAGGCGGGUCAAGCACAGCUUGAAGAAGCGCCCACGAACAACUUUUUGUCAUUAUGAUAGCUACAAUAAGAAAAUAUUCUUCUCUCC